Messenger RNA from Schistosoma rodhaini, 2303 nucleotides. NCBI's taxonomy places the organism in Eukaryota, Metazoa, Platyhelminthes, Trematoda, Strigeidida, Schistosomatidae. The record is from the annotation of a GenBank genome assembly.
UAUUGAUUUUGGGGAUUUAUUUACAACUACAAGCCCUACUACUAACCCUCCUUCUCCGUGGUCUGUAAUUGAUAGUAUUCCUACUCUCCUUCACUCUGUGUUUAUAUAUAUACUAUUGCAGUAGUUAACUCUAAACUAUUCAACACUGUAUGUAUCAUACAUUUUUACAGCUUGAGGAAUUCCAUUUCGGCAUCUUUUGGCCGUUUCUAAUAAAUAUAUCACUGCUGUCCAUUCCUACCAUACACGUUUAUGAAUUGAUGGGGUGGCAUACUUUUCGCGCGCUAGUGGGUUUCUGUACGGUUGCUCGUAGCAUGGCGGAUGAGUUGCACAAGAUUUCCACUGGCACGCAAUACUACUUAAGUGGCUGUUAAUCGGUUCCAGUCUUUCAUUUAUGACCACAUCAGGAGUAGUAAUGGAUACUGGAAAUACGGUGUUUUCGCAAAAAUAUAGUAAACCUGGUGUAAUAGUGUCAGGUCAUAAGUGUCCUGUUUGUCCUUAUUCCUGUGCUUCUCAAUCUGGACUAAUAUGUCAUCUAACUACAAAACAUAAAGAGCGUUUGGCUGCUGUUUGCAAAAUUUGUCAACAGAUCUUUGCAUCGGAUGCUAUAGGUUCUCAUGUACUUACAUGCAAGGGUAGCUAUUCCUGUCCUUACUGUCGUGCUACGUUUUCAUCGCCCUCUUAUUUGCAGCGUCACGUCUCCAGGCGUCACGAGGUUUUUGAUCGCCCCACCUGUAGUGUUUGUGGGAAGGGUUUCUCAUCGACCAAUUCAUUAGCUGUUCAUAAAAGAUUGCACCGAAAUCAUAUGCCAUACUACUGCCAGUUUUGCAGUGCUAAUUUUGCUCAGAAAAGUCAUCUUAAAUUGCAUUUAGACUCUCAUCAUGCCUAUGUUGAAUUAGAUGAAACGCCGAAACCUUUUGUGUGCAAAACCUGCGACCGCGGAUUUCUGUUUAUUAUCAGUUUGCAACAACACCUAUUACAGCAUUGUAAGCUUAGUCCUAAAAAGUUACUGCCGUGCAAAGUGUGCAAAAAAAACUUUGCUCACCAAAGUGAACUAGAGCGCCACAGCAUCAUUCACACGAAAUGCUCACCAUAUCGAUGCUCAUUUUGUUCUCGUACGUUCACGCGUUCUAACUUGCUGAAGAACCAUGCUUUGUUACACACCGAUCCAAGCCUCCUAACCUGCUGUUACUGUUCUCGAGUCUACGCUUCUCGUUCUUAUUUGCUACAACACAUAGAGAAGCAUGAAGAAAAAAUGCAAAUAUCUCGAAUUUCAAGUUUAGGUACAACUUCCAUUUCAGAGGUAGAAACGAGUAUCCUUGACAAUUUCAGAGUUAAUGUACCGGAGGAAAUGGAUAAGGUAAGUGGGAUAUAUGUCUUGGUAUGUAGUUCUUCAGGUAUGUGAAGGUUCGACUUCCAAGGACUUAUGUAAUGAUCGAAUCGUUUCCCCAGAUGUCGGCUUUCUACAUGCGUUGUUAUAUGAACAAAAUAUGAAUUGAUUAUUCAAAUGAUUGAUAUCCAGGUUGUUACAUGUAGUUAGACUUUUACCAGUGAUUUAGUUUUCUAGUCUUCCUUAGUUCAGUAUUCCUGCAGUUCACAAUCUUCGAACUAUACAAAUCGACUUUGUGCUCUAGUUCAUUUUCAUUUCCGUACGUUGAUUUUGCACUGCAUUGCAGCAAACAUUUCGCUAUCAGCUGAUUACAACGUACUGCAUUUUUAGCUUUACAAGUCUUUCGAGGAUAGCUCACCUUUCCGAUUUGCAGUAAUUUACAUGGGCAUUUCUUAUUCUUAUCUAACUUUUAUCAAAUUUGCUUCAGCUUAUUCUAUAAUCGCUACUUACAACCAUUUAAGUCAAUUAAGUGACUAUUCAUUAGAUUUACUUCCUCCCCACACUACUUUCCAUUUUGUGAUAGCUAUUGUAUUUAUCAAGUGUUAACGAAUUCUUCGACAAGCAAUUACGACCUAAGUUCCAUGCUUUCGUCUUAUAAUCAUAAUCCGGUUCUCUUUUCGGACCUUGCGUCUUUCUAUGGAGUUGGAAGCGUGGUUAUGUUUUUAUGCGGUUCUCAACUCCUUUUCAACUUCCUCAGUGAUGAGAUUAUAAGUUAAUUUUUGUCUAUCUUACAUCAAUGUAACGUCACUUAUAUUUUCUUAAGUUAUCCACCGGACUUACAUGAUGUCAGAGCAUAACUGCCUGAUCGAUAUCGUUUGGUUUUUAUAUGUAUCUCUUUUUUGAUUUUUUACACUGCCCUCAUGCAUUUUACAUGUUUUCUGGAAAAAUACUGUUUACAAUAAAUUUCAAAAGGCUU